Strongylocentrotus purpuratus (purple sea urchin) is the source of this 8367-nucleotide messenger RNA. RefSeq names its product protein FAM193A. The transcript has 19 exons. The coding region runs from base 169 to 5145 and encodes 1658 amino acids. Lineage: Eukaryota; Metazoa; Echinodermata; Echinoidea; Camarodonta; Strongylocentrotidae. The record is from RefSeq and is a predicted model, not a curated record.
CGCAACUAUGUAAGUGUAGGCUGCCAUAUUGGCGAGGAAAAUGCUAAGGAGCGCCUCUUAUGUUUACAGAAAAACAUUACGAAUUUACGUCGUUCAUCGAAGUAAAUCGAGUCUUGAAAUAUUUCAUUGUAUAACUAUAAUAUCACGGAAGUAGAUUGAGGAUUAAUCAUGAGUUCUUCUGACAGCAAACGCUCCAAAAGACGGAGAAAUAAACGAGGUGGUGGGAAUAGUCGUCCAGCACCUGCUACUGCUAGCAGCGGCAAUGCUAACAACACACAGACUGCUAAUGCGAAGGCAGAUGGGCAGGUACUAACUACCAUACCAGUUCCCAGUUCAUUGACAGAUUUGGACUUAGAUAACAUUCCACAGCCGAUGAGCCAGAUGCCUCGCAGUCACAACCCCUACCUGGACAGAGAGCAUUGCCUGCUAUGUCGCCGUGAGAGGCCAGACCCUCCAGCUAAUCGCAUCCCCCCUGGGGUCGGAGGAAGUGAGAAGGAAAACAACAGGCAGUUACCCAUUACACAGAUGCCCCUUUGGUUGUGUCCCGACUGCCGUCGUACUGUAGAGGAGGAAGAGGCUCAUUCCACCAAAAACUUUGGUCCAUCAGCCAUUGGGGAGUUGUUUCUACCUUCAGCGCCAGCCCUCAUCACCGGUCUCCAGAACCUGGACGGAGCAUUCAGCUCCUCCCCUGGGAUGGGAGGAGACUCCUCGUCCGUGGUAACCAGUACCAGUGGAGGCAAGGGAGGAGUAGGGGUUGGAGGAGGGAGCGGAGACGGGCCAUGCCAGUGCGAGCCGUGUAGGGAGAGGAGGGAGAUAGCAGCUGAGCAGGAGCACUCUCGUCAGCAGCUCGGGGAGUGCUGGACGGAGCUGAGUCACCUGGUGCGCUGUGUCUACUGGGAGGCAGGGACCUCCCUAACAGGUGAGGAGAGCACAACCAAGCUGAGUCUGCCACGCAUGAAGGAACUCGUCCAUCGUCUCUGCGCCCACGACCCCCAUCUACUCUACACGAGGCUGGAGGCGGAGGUGGAGGACUUCAUCAAGGAGAUGAGGGAGAGGCUCCUCAAGCAGCUAGACGGGGGCUUUAGGACCCCGCCUCUUGCCAAGCAGUUCAUCACCAUGCUCCUGGAGGAGUACGCGGCGCUAUGUUCGGCUGCUCAGACGCUCCUCGCUAUCUUAGAAGAGUUGGAGAAGGAGCACCUGCACAAGUUCAACCUAACGUGGCCGCUGCACAACAAACACCUGUUCCACUCCCUGAUCUACAUGGAGCCGGGUCUUCAUGAUAAUCUGGGCACGCUCAUCAAGCAGCUGAGGGCCGUCGCAAGUCAGAAGGAACCCUACCGCGAAGAGAGCUACUCUAACCUACUGCAGAGAUAUCUACAGUUUGACAAUGACAUGUCAGUGGUAGCAGUGGUAUGGAGAGACUGCCUGCAGCUUAUAGAAGACUAUACAGAUGAACAGGAGUUGUACAAAGGGAAGGAAGCCCUCAACCGCUCAUGGGAUACGGGUGUCACGACGACGAGGCCACGCCCACUAUCCUGCGAGGCCACCAAAUCGACCAAUAACAGGAAUCUGUUCCAGUGCCACUCAGCAUUGAUAAAUCACAUGGCGAAUGGAGGAGGGAAUCAGGAGAACAAUACUAACCACAGAGGCUCCACUAAGAAAAAGUGCCUGUGUGAUGACUGCAGUCUAAACAGACUGACCUCCAGCCUCUUGACCCCCGACCUCUACGAAGAGAUUGGUCUGAAGCUGAACGAGGCAGCGCCCGGGGGCCAGCUGUCAGCCCUGGAUACCUACCUUCAGUCCAUCAAUCCGCCUGACCUGUCUUCCACCACCUCCUCAUCGGAUUGCUCUUCCCAAGGCGACAGUGAAGACGUCAUCCCUAUCUUCUCUCGUAGUGAUCUCAUUCACUCCGGCUUCUGUUCUCCAAGAAGCGAUGACUCUGACGACUCGGACGACCUAGACUCUGAGUCGUCGCCUUCACCGUCCCAUGAGAAUGCCUUUGAAGAUGAAGAUGACGACGGAGAAGGAAGACCGAAUGAGAACUCUUCAAGGAGGGGCAGGGCGAGGUGUAGAGCAUCUUACUCUGGUGGUGGGGACAGACAGAGCAAUGGUGGUGGUGAUGUCAAAAAGGAUUCCAAUAUUUCCAGUAGUCAGCCAUGCGAGUGUCAUGUAUGUGCUGCCAACAGUCCACACCUUCCUGCUGCUGCCAUGAUGGCGGGCAAUGUCGGGGACACCAAACCCUCGUACCUCUUCUACCCCAACCUCCAGACCCACCAACCACUAGACCUCAGCCACCCGGGCAUCUCGGCCAAACACCCUCUCAUCCACCCCCAUCUCUACAACCUGACCUCUCAGAAACCCAACAAGAUCCCCAACCACUCCCAACAAGCAUUCCAGCUCAACCUCGACGCAUCCGACGGGCUUCAGAACUACGGCGACUGGAACAGUGCCUACGAGAGCGCCAAGAUGGUACUUCACACGCAUUCUCACUCUCACUCUCACUACGGGCACGACGAGGCGCCAGACCUCAUCCAGAGUGCAAAAGCAGCGAUCCAGUCCAACUGCCGCGCGGAGAAGAGCGAGAACCGUUCAGCUAAGAUAGUACCAGUACACCAGGGGCAUCACAACUCUGAAGGGAAGACGACCAAGGAAGAGAAAGGGAAGAAGCAUAGCCAUGACGGCUCUGGGUCAAUCAGCAAUGGCAUCAGCGAAUGGACCAAGCAACAGAGACUAGGGCAACACCUCCACAAUGACAAGGGCAAGAACUCUAGUCUAGUCGCCCAGGAGCUGUGUGCCAAGCACAAUUUCCCGACAGUACCGAAGCUUCCCAACAACAAUAUGUUCAUCUCCCCAGCCCUUCUCCAGGGUACCGAUGCAACGAGCGGAGCGGUGACCCAGGAGAGUCUGGCGCAGUUCAGCUCCGGGGUUCUAACCCAGCAGGCUCUUAUGACCCAGGGCAUGCUGGCUGCUCAAGGGGCGGGGCUGCAGCUGCAGAAUGCAGGCAUUCAUGUGGCUGAUGUGCACCAUCUCCAACAGCAGCAGCAGCAGCAGCAGCAGCAUGUGCCAAGUGAUGGCAAGAAGAAGAAGAAGAGUCAAGGUUGUGGGGAAGAGACGUUACCUACUGAACCCACAGUCAGAUUACCUGAUUACCUGAACGAGCAGCACCUGCACGCCUGCUCCCAUCAGAACCAAAUCUCCCAUCCAUCCGGUGUCUUGGGCGGCAAUGCUGGCUUGUGUAAUAGCUCCAUGCAGACUACGGCUAGUACCCCAACCUCGGCCAGUGUCUGCAGUAGUGAGCCAGACUACGAAACACCAAACUACCAACAUGACGAUGACACGCCCAGUAACUAUGACGACAAGGACUCCAACGCAUCCAGCACUACGAGGGAGAGGGAGUCUAAACAUUGUGAAUGCUGCUAUUGUGAAUUCUUCGGUCAGGGGCCUCAACCUGCCCCAACGAGUCGAAACUACACAGAAAUCAGAGACAGGCUGCGACUAAGACUAAGAGAGCGAAAGCCCAAAGACCAUUCGCCUUCCCAUGAGCCGCCAAUCCAACCUCCCAAUGACCUGCUACAUGCGGACGAGCGCAAGGUAGAGGACUUACUCUCCUUCAUAGAGGGCGCUAAGAAGACCAAGAGCAGCUCCAAGGCGGCUAAACGGCAGCGGCAGAGACAGAAAAAGGCUGAGCAGAAGUCCAAGAGUGUGCCUGAUAACGGUCACAAGAAAGACAUCCAUGUCCCUGUAUUUUCUCACCAUCACUUCCAUCACCACCACCACCAUCAUAUGGAGCUUACCAGAGAGAAGCAACUUGAGGCAGCAUCACAGCACAACACCCACUGCAAGGCGCAACCUUCCCAUCCAACCAAACAACUACAUCAGGCACCUGCCAAGCAACAAUCCCAGUCUCGAGAAACCCAGCAGUCAGAAUCUAAAUCCGUACCCACAUCCAAGGGUCAACCCAGACCACAAUUGGACCAAAACACCAGCUUGGUAGCUUCUCAACCUUCGUCCAUGCCGAUGACCUCUUCUUCUUCACCAUCAUCAUCGGAGCUGUCCAAGCAAGCUUCCUCAAACUCCCGAGCAGUGCCAAUGGUGACUUCUCAGGAGAUCGUCCCCAAAGAUGACAGUACCAGCAAGAAGGGCAAAAGCUCUGGAGCAACCCAACCGCAAGUCCAGGCUAAUGCACUGUCAUCGAACGCUGGUAAUAAGAGCGUAGAGAGUAAGGCCAAAGGUAAACAGAAUGGAGCUGGGAAGCAAGGCCCAUCGUUGGCUCAUCCUGCGGAGGCUAGCACAGAGGGCAGAGGAAAGGCAGAUCAGGAUACAGGGAAAUCCGCCAAUAGACGUGAUCAGGGAGCCAGCAAUAAGACAGGCAGCCAAUCAUCACAGCAGAGACUCACCCAGAACCAGAAGCAACAGCAGCAGCAGCAACAGAAGACUGACAAGAUGUCUAGACAUGACACCACUAAUGCAUGGAAGACACCUACUACAGGAGGACAGGAGAGGUUACUCAAUGGCAAUGCUAGUGACAGCAGCAGUGGCAGUAGCAGCAGGUCUAACAGUGUUGGCAACAAGAGCAUCAACAGCAGGACAAAGCAGGUUGGGGCAACUUCCACCAACAUUGAUGAUCCCCAUUUGAAGAAGCAGGCUAAUCUCAAGCCCUCACAGGGUACAGCGAUGUCAGCAGCAGCACAGGGUAAUCCAAAGGCCACUGCCACCAUCCACACCAAGAAGGCCAACCAGACUUCCAGCAGCCUCAAGGAACAGCUUCCACAGAAGAUGGAGGAGACAGCCACUGCCAGACUCGCCAGCAAGCGAUCAGAGACCAAUCACAAAAUGGACACCAGGACGUCACAUAACGGGGGUGGCCAUGAGCAGAUGACAAAUGGAAUUGCUCUGUCCAAUGGAAGUAGCACCACCAACAAGAGGCGCAAGAAAAAGAAGAACUCUGACAAUCCAAAUGCAUCCAUUGAUGAGAUAUUCCUCCCCAAGGAGAAUGUUGACGUGAAUGAAAUGGACGAGACUGAGAGAGAGCUAGAAGCCUUCAAAAGGUUCUGCAUGGCCUCCACUCCCCAGGAGAAGAAGGAGAAGGUGGUCUUUAACGUCAAGGACCUGUCCCUCAAGAAGAGCAGCCUUCAGGCCCACUAAGAGAAGAGACCAGAACCAUCAUUCCAUACAUUUACCAACUAGACCAAGACAAUAGGCCCAAAGCAACAUGUUCACUUCUAUCAACCAAGAUGCUAAGAUAUUCUGCACUUGUGAUAUGGCCCAAAGACUCGAAGAGUGCGACCCCAACGAACUGUCACCAACUAGACCAAAACAAUGGACCCAAACCAAAAUGUUCACUUCUAUCAACCAAGAUCUUGCACCAAUGCUAGAUAUUUCACACUAUUGAUAUGGCCCUAAGACUUGAAGAAUGCAUCCAACUAGACCAAGACAGCAGGCCCAGAGCACAUUCAUCCCUUCUAUUCGGGAAUGGUUCCAAGAUUUAGAUAGCACUGAUGCCAGUAAUCUUCAGCACUAUUGAUAUGGCCCCCAAGACUGGAAGAAUGCACCAACAUACAGUCACCAACUUGAUUGAGACAAUAAACCCAAAAUGAACCGAUCACUCCUUUAGCUGUAAAGAUCUAGCUAAGAUCUAGCAUUAAUUCCAGUCAUCUUCCAACAUCUUUCAUACAACCAAAAGAAUUAACAUGUACCGGUACUCCUCAAUACUUUAGUACUAAUUUGACCAAGUCCACAGGCCCAAAAUGAAUUCCUCUUUGUUUCUUUCCCUGUUCCAAGAUCCCCAAGUCUAACCACCACCACCAGCAGCAGCACUAAUUCAAAUUAUUUGCUCAAUCUUGAUAUAGCUCCAAUACUUGAAAAAUGCAUGUGACUUCUCUCUCUCGAUUAGGAUGUAUCAUUCGGCUGUGCAAUACAUGAAUAGCAUACAUUUUCUCAGAAGGGCAUUGACUCAUGUAAUUUUACAUCAAGUUAAAACCCUUUUGACUCCAAAACAGAUGGCAUUGAACAUAUAACAAAUUGUCAGGUACUUGAAUUGUGAUACGAUAAUAGGUAUGAAGGUUUGGAGCAGUAAAAUUGCUUUCAGGUGCACAUAGCUACGGUAGACAUUUCCUGUUAAAAAUAGUGAUGACAGCACAUUGACUUUGGUAUUGUUGCCAUGGAAAUUGUGACAAGAUGAAGAGCUGCAGUUUAGUAAUUUCACAGAUACUAAAUUUGAAUGACAAUCAAUUAUUGUAAUGUCCGAUGAGGUUCGCAAUUCUAGAAAAGAAAAUAGGUAUUUAUUUUAAAAAGAUGACCGCUUUGAAAAUAUUGAGCACUUUUAAUCUAGGUCAGACUUCAAAAUGACAAUAAUGACUAGGCCGAUUUGUGUGAAGAUCUGGAAAGGGAGACAGAUAAUGUGCAUAGUGGUGACAAGUGUAAGAGGGAAGGGGUUGGAUUGAAUUUGCUUUACUGCUGCAUCUGUCGCAAGACAUAUGAGAAGAAAUAGUGUUGAGUUGCAGUGUGCCCACACAAGGUUUUCAAUGAUUUACAUUCGACGAUAGACUUGUUGAGUAGUUUGAAAUUGAAGAAAUAGGAAGAUGCAGUUUGGAUGGAUAAUUUAUGAGGUUGUGUGUUCAGGAGGUUAACAGCAAAUAAUAGACUGUCGUCUUGUAGCCAGGUGUACAUUGUUGAUUUGGUUGUAUUACCACUCUGUGUUUGAGAGGUGAAUUGUGAUGAAAUGAAGCAAUGGAAUACGAUGGUGAUGUUUAUUAUACAGAUAGAAAGAGAGAGAUUGGGACAUUGAAGUAUAGACAUUGGUGCAUCAAAUAUAUUUGCCUGAAUCCCCUUGGGAAAUCAAAAUGUGCCGAUUGGCUAGGAGACGAAACCCUUAAUUGAUCCAAAUUAUGAGGAAGCAUUUCAUUCCUAUGGAUUGUAUCCCUUCCCCCUCCUUACAGCGGUGUGCCUCUGCUUCAUGCUAUGGGCAAGUUGAUGGGAAGGUCUCUUGGUACAAUCUUGUGGCAGGGUGACAUUUUGUAUUACGACUAUUGUGGUAAACACAUACUUUCGCAGUCGGGUAGGGUUGAAUCCACUUCAGCAAAUGUGAAAUGGAAUUUGUUACACCACACGUGCAGGUGGAGUUGAAAUUAUAGAUAAUUAAAGAAGUGAAGCAAUUGAUGAACAGGAAGAUAGAAAGUGGCAAAUAAGAUACUGGUAACAAAUUACAAAUGUUUUGUUUCACUCAAACAUGCUUGCACCUUUAGAAGAUGAUCAAGAAAAACCAGAAUCAUAAUAUUUCCUGAAGAAAGAGGAAAACAAUUUUGGUCUAUAAUAUGUGGUUGGUUAGUUGGUCUAUAAUGGAAAUCAAUAUUUGAAUUUUUUGAUAAAGUGAUUAGCAAUGCAAAAAUUGAAUAUUACACAGACACCAAUUUUAGAAAAUUGAUAAUUCUCUGUGAUUUGAAGCUGGUCUUGUAAUUGUUUGUAACCAUUUUUAUUUUCAAUGGGUAAGAUAAGUAGUUGUAUGCCCAAGCACAUACUUUCUACAAUGAAAUUGGGGCAUUAAUAAGAGAAUUUCAUGUUUUCCAGUAGACCUUACGAUUUGAAAACUUAAUCAAAUUUAACAUUUAUCAGAAGUGUAGCAAUGCGUAAAUUUCUUUGCUUCACCAGUUUUUGGUAAAAUUCAGUUUUGCUUGGCUGAAGUAAGAUUUCUUUUUUGGUAUUCAUCAAAAAUAUUGUGACAAUUUCAUUUUUAUUGUAGGAACUUCGAAAAAUGUGAUUUAUUUGUAGAAAUUUGAAAUGAUGUAAAAUGAAUGUGACCAAUAAUGCUAUCAUUUGUCUCUUGAAGAUCCAUGUUGUAUGGUGUAUAUCUGUGAAGGGCCAAAAAGAAGCCACGCUUUUGCUCUCUUUCGGGUACACAAACGUUUCUUAGAAGUGGAAGAAAUGAAAUCAAAAUCGCUCAGACAAGAAUGGAAGGUUCCAGAGUACUUUAAGCACUUGUCAUUUCUAGACGAAAAAAAGAAAGAAAUGAUUUGGCAGACUUGACUUUUUAAGACUUGACCACAAAGAAGGAAUUUAGUCAAGAAUGAUGGCCUUGUGAUGUGUGUUUUAGUGAUAAUUUGAUUUGUUGGAAAUGAAGAUUCUGAGAAUGUACUUGUCUUGGCCCGUGUUUUUAAAGCCAAGACUUCAAGUUUGUUGCAGACGUACGUACGUUUCCCUCUCUAUAUUUUUUUUUUCUUGACGAUGACUUUUGUAGUGUGGAUUAGAUGAUGCAUAUGACAAGAAAUGUUGCGUUUAUUAUUAAUGCGAAAAAUUCCAGUGCAUAUUAGCCAUUUUCAUGAUAUGUAAACAAAAUGCUAACAAUAAAAGACAUUGAUAUUGCAAUGAAAA